Molecule: messenger RNA, 471 nt
Organism: Entrophospora candida
Lineage: Eukaryota; Fungi; Glomeromycota; Glomeromycetes; Entrophosporales; Entrophosporaceae
Source: the annotation of a GenBank genome assembly
AUGAAACGGCAUCUACAAACUACCAAGAGUAAUAGCGAAGAUGGGGGGAGAUGCCACAUCCCUGUAAUUCAUAAUAAUACCGAACAUGAUUGUAUUAAACCAUCAGUUUUAUUUCAGCAACCAUCAGUUUUGUUUCGGCAACCAUCAGUUUUACAUCGGCAACCAUCAGUUUUACAUCGGCAACCAUCAGUUUUACAUCGACAACCAUCAGGACCAAUCAAACAAACCAAUGAUAGCGGUGGUAUUGGUUUAAUGGCAGUUAAUUCAUUUCGCGGUAAAAACGUCAGAAUCGCUUGUAAUCAUUGUCGAAAAAAGCAUAUCAAGUGUGAUGAUAACCAACCUUCAUGUAAAAAUUGUGAGAAAAAGGGCCUCACUUGCGAACGUGAACAAAAACAACUUAAACGUGGACGACCACCUGGAUUACCUAACGGCAUGGGGAAAAAAAGAAAACAAAAGGAUGCAUCACCAUAA